AUGACUACUACGGAACGCGGCUAUCACAACACAUCAUCGUCAUACGUCCUCCCCAAUGACGCCAUUGAGCAGGAUCGACUCGAUGCGCAAGCCGAUGCCAUUGUGGCCAUGAUUGGCGGUGCUCCGUUUUUGGCGUACAACCGUCAUCUCACAAACGUCUCCAAGGCAGUGGAUAUUGGCUGCGGAACCGGUGUUGCAACCAUUCAACUGGCUGCUCUGCUCCCCAGCGCAAACGUGGUCGGUAUUGACAUUACUCCUGUUCCCGCACCUGCACUUGCUGCUGCCUCGCCCAAACUGCAAUGGGAGACUGGGAAUAUUCUAGAUGUGGACAUGGAGAAGCAGACGGAGAGCCUCAGCCGCGGCGCAUUGGCACCAAACACUACUAGCUACUUCUUUGGACGCAUGUUGUUCAUGGGUAUCAGCGACUGGCGCAAGUACUUCCAGGUUGCUGGCCUCAUGCUUCAUGACCAAGGCAUCAUAGAGCACCAGGACCUGGAUUGGAAGUUCUAUCGUGUCGGCACAGACGAAUGUCUCAGCGAUAGCUGGAAAUGGUACGCCCGGCUCAUGGAAGCCGUCAAGAAGGCCGGUCUGUCUGAAUUUUCUGGAACCAAUGCGGCCUCUCUCAUGGAGACGGCUGGUCUGAAAGUUAUUGAAACUCGGAAGUUUGAGUUUUCGUUUGUCCCGUCGGCCAAGACUCCUAACAGUCAAGCAAUGGGUCGAUACGUGCAAGCAAAGCUGAUGGCGAACCAUCCAGAGCUGAUGCGAAAACUACUGGGGUCGCUGAACAUUGCCAAUAACGAAGUGGAACAGCUCAUCCGCGAUGCUUUGAGAGACCUGUCAUCUGAGGAAGGAAUUCAUCAGAAAUACACUGUCACUAUUGCAAAGAAAGCAUGA
Messenger RNA from Aspergillus novofumigatus IBT 16806, 894 nucleotides. RefSeq names its product class I SAM-dependent methyltransferase. The coding region runs from base 1 to 894 and encodes 297 amino acids. NCBI's taxonomy places the organism in Eukaryota, Fungi, Ascomycota, Eurotiomycetes, Eurotiales, Aspergillaceae. The record is from RefSeq and is a predicted model, not a curated record. The transcript is spliced from 2 exons.